Capsaspora owczarzaki ATCC 30864 is the source of this 1085-nucleotide messenger RNA. RefSeq lists its product as hypothetical. Gene Ontology annotation, cellular component: transcription regulator complex; nucleus. The transcript is spliced from 3 exons. NCBI's taxonomy places the organism in Eukaryota, Filasterea, Ministeriida, Capsasporidae. Gene Ontology annotation, molecular function: DNA-binding transcription factor activity, RNA polymerase II-specific; RNA polymerase II cis-regulatory region sequence-specific DNA binding. Gene Ontology annotation, biological process: regulation of transcription by RNA polymerase II. The record is from RefSeq and is a predicted model, not a curated record. Bases 79 to 876 code for a protein of 265 amino acids.
UUUUGAACUCGCUCACUCAUUCAACUCCAAUUGAAUUGUCACCAUCACGAAUACGCAACACUAAGCAAACAAGCAAACAUGUCUGCGCAUGUCAAUCUGCUCGAGAACAGAGUCAGCCUGGGCGAGCUGGAUCGCACUCUGGCAUCGGACUCGCUCGAGCGAAGGGCGUCAGACUCGGAGCUCAUGAAGCGACAGUCAUUCCUGUCGCUGGUCGACGAUCUGCACAAGCAAGAGAAGGCUCAAUCGGAGCUGAAUGGCGAGCAUACCGCCUCACGAGGUGUCGCAGAGCCUCAGGCAGGCCACCACUUUCCACCAGUUCCAGCUCAUCAGCAAAAACUACUAGACCAACAGCAACCGCAACAAUCACUACAACAGCCGUGGCAGCCAGCCUUGGACUACACUCCCACGGUUGUCCAGUAUGCUCCCGCCGUCUUCAGGGCCCAGCCGCCAGCACCAAUCCCGAUACAUGGGCAACCGCCUCAGUUUAUCAUGCAAGUGCUUCCCUCGACUCCGCUGACAACUGCUCCUCCGGCUUCAGCCACACGAGGCAGCACUCGAUCCCAGCAACAGCAGCAGCAGCAGCAGCAGCAAGCAUCAGCAGCAGCUGCUGCAACAUCGCAAUGGCACGCGCAAGACGAUGACCACAAUGACACGUCGUCGGACGCGGAAUCUCAGCAUGGAUUCUCCACCACUCGACCGGCGGACAAAAAGCAGCGCCGCCUGCAAAAAAACCGCGAGGCUGCCAAGGAGUGCCGAAGAAAGAAGAAGGAGUACAUUUCGACGCUCGAAGACCGCGUCAAGGUUCUUGAGCAGCAGAACAGCGCGCUGACGGAGGAAGUCAAGCGACUGCAAGCGGCUCUUGCACAACGGUCCUGAGCGCAAUGACGACACCGAGAGCUGUGUGUGUGUGUGUGUGUGUGUGUAUGUUGUGAGCCAUCUGUUUGUUUGGUUGAGCAUGUUAAGGUGGGCUGUCUUGGGUGGCUGAUGGCGGUCGAUUGAAGCGGCUGUGAAUUGUGUCGUUUUGUUUGAAGUGUGUAUUUUUCUUCGUUUUUUUUACCUUCCCCGCAUCCAAGUCUACUUUUUCA